AUGCAUGGUUCUCGGAACAAAGCGGCACCAACAGUCGGGAAGGGACACACGGACGCAGACACUGGCACGGAGUCGAACCGCAGGGACCGAAAAUCUGUUGGAGGGAUGUUGAAGAAGCUCAAGUCGAGGCGCAGUCAAACGGAUAAGUGGCCCGUGGUCACAGAGGAUGAACUUCGGGCGCUCGGAGGGGAUAUUUCUCCGGAUCACGUCCUGGGACUCCGUGCUGUCACGGAGGAUUAUCUUUGCAAACCUGAAGAUAAUAUCUACAGCAUCGACUUCACCCGUUUCAAGAUAAGAGAUCUAGAGACUGGCACAGUACUGUUUGAGAUUGCCAAACCUCCUAACUGUGGUCCUGUAGAGGCUGAAGAGGGGUGCGGUGAUGCUGACGUCAGUGCUGGCCGCUUUGUCCGAUAUCAGUUUACACCAGCGUUCCUGAAACUACAGACUGUAGGUGCAACCGUGGAGUUCACAGUUGGCGAGCGUCCCAUCAACAACUUUCGUAUGAUUGAGAGGCAUUAUUUUCAGGGGCGGCUUCUGAAGAACUUUGACUUUGACUUUGGCUUUUGCAUUCCCAACAGCCGUAACACAUGUGAACACAUUUAUGAGUUUCCACAACUUGGCGAUGACCUCAUUCGCCAAAUGGUGGAGCACCCUUACGAGACCCGAUCAGACAGUUUCUACUUUGUGGAUAACAAGCUUAUCAUGCACAACAAGGCAGACUAUGCCUAUAAUGGUGGUCAGUAAGACCUUAAGGAGGACAACUGUGCAAUACACCAGAGAAUAAGGAUUUGUUUUGUACGAGUCAUGGCUUUUUGGUUUUUUUUGGAGACAGAUGAAUUCUUCCUUCAUCAGCACAAACAACAGCCCACAUCUGCUAUUCGAUGCGUUCAUGAAUCUGUCAAGAAUCUUACAGGGAUUUGUGACACUGAAGAAAAUUCUGUUUUAGAUUGUCAAAUGGGUAGAAUGUUACCAUUUGUGCACUGUUUGCCUGUAGUUGGUUAGUUGUGUCUCUGCUGGAAAGGGACAAUCACAGACCUCAAGUGAUAUAGGUUCUGUUAGAAUUGGAUUUGGAUUAGUACACUCGUUUUCCAUUGAAAUGACUCCAACUACUUUUUCUCAUGUGACAGUGGCUCCUCUUAAAGAAUAAAGAGCGCUGAGUAGAAGUUAUAUAGUAUCGAUAGUGAUCCGUGUUUUUCAUUCACUCCUGAAUAUUGAUAUCAUUUUUCUAUUGCUUGGGACUGUGUGAAAUAUUUAAGGUGGAUGUGCUUGAUAUAACAUGCUUGGUUUAUUUAUAUCCUGCUAUCAUAACCAUCUUUAAGUUAAAAUAAAGUUUUCUUGACGUCAGGUGUCAUACUCAUCCUGGGAAAAAAAACAUUUUAUGUCAAACAGGAAAUGUAGUCUUUCAGUACUUGAUCAUACUGUGCCCGACAGUGUCAUGUUAUAUUUGUUUGAAUUAAUUCAUUACUAUUUGAAAAUAUUUUGGCCACACAAAUCAUAUUUGCUGUGUGCUUGGAAGGCAACACUAACUCCCACUUUGGAAAUGUUUAGUAUUGCUUCAGGUUAAUAAGUAGAUGGCAGGCAUGGAAAUAAUUGGAUUAGCCAUCUAUUUUGACGUUUUUUUCACCAUUUAAAGCAUUGAUUGAAACAACUGUAUGUGCCUUUCAUCCAGAUGUUCAUUGUGAAAAGAAACUUGUGAAUUGUCAUCAAUUGUCAUUGUUACAGAGUUGUCUUUCAUCCAAUCCGAUGAUGGGAAUAUUUUUAUAUGCUCUCAAUCAGGAACUGUGGAACAAUGAAAAUGAAUCAAGUAAACUCAUUGAAUGAUGUAAAA
Molecule: messenger RNA, 1828 nt
Organism: Hippocampus zosterae (dwarf seahorse)
Lineage: Eukaryota; Metazoa; Chordata; Actinopteri; Syngnathiformes; Syngnathidae
Gene: unc119b
Product: unc-119 homolog 1
Exons: 5
Coding region: 1-744 (247 amino acids)
Biological process (GO): lipoprotein transport; cilium assembly; nervous system development
Cellular component (GO): cilium
Molecular function (GO): lipid binding
Source: RefSeq, a predicted model, not a curated record